This is a messenger RNA of Myripristis murdjan (pinecone soldierfish), 2648 nucleotides long. RefSeq names its product adenine nucleotide translocase lysine methyltransferase (gene antkmt). The record is from RefSeq and is a predicted model, not a curated record. Bases 101 to 769 code for a protein of 222 amino acids. Lineage: Eukaryota; Metazoa; Chordata; Actinopteri; Holocentriformes; Holocentridae. Gene Ontology annotation, cellular component: mitochondrion. Gene Ontology annotation, molecular function: protein-lysine N-methyltransferase activity. Gene Ontology annotation, biological process: positive regulation of proton-transporting ATP synthase activity, rotational mechanism; peptidyl-lysine trimethylation; regulation of mitochondrial ATP synthesis coupled proton transport. The transcript is spliced from 6 exons.
CUAGUUUGCAAAGCAUACAUGGGGAAAGGAGUUUAUCUAUCUGAUCACCAGUGUAACAGUCAGGGAUCAUUCGUUCUGCAGCCACUGAUUACUUACAGGAAUGGAUGACGCCACACCAGAGGAGGUCCUUGCUGAUUUCAAGGGAGACAGGCGUCUCGGGGGCUGGGGUGUCGCCCAGAUAGCUGCUGGCACCGGCCUCGCUGUCUAUGCUAUGUGGGUGGGAAUCCUCCAGCCAGGCUUUCGAAAAGUCCCCUUGAGGUUACAGGUUCCGUACCUUCCUGCCAGCAAGACCCAAGUCCAUAAUGUAAUGAGGCUGCUGAGGGGCCGACAGGGAGGCCUCGUGGAUUUGGGCUCUGGUGAUGGCCGCAUUGUCCUGGAGGCCCAUUGCCAGGGCUUCACUCCAGCUGUUGGCUAUGAGCUCAACCCCUGGCUUGUCCGCCUGGCCCAUUUCCAUGCAUGGAGAGCAGGACAUCACGGUAAAGUGUCGUACCGGAGGGAGGAUCUCUGGAAGGUCGACUUGAGCAAAUGCAAGAAUGUCACAGUGUUCCUGGCUCCCAGUGUGCUGCCGCUGCUGCAGGAGAAGUUGCAGGCUGAGCUUCCUGAUGACGCCCUAGUAGUCGCUGGCCGUUUUCCCUUCCCUGACUGGACACCUUGCAGGACUGAGGGACAUGGUGUAGACCGAGCCUGGGCCUACAGCAUGCAAGCCCAAAGGCAGUAUGCAUGCAAGAGGAAAGACAUGCUCUCACAGGAAACCUUGUCGGUGAAUUAACCAAGGGGAGAGGAAGCACUCAGGAAGAGUUUUACAGGAAAUUAGGAAUUAUACUUUGCAUGUGGCUUAAGGGUGCUAAGUGUCAUUCUAUCACAGACUGACCAAACUGCUGUAAAAUAGAUCAAGGUACGGACAGCCUACACAAGGAAAACCACCACUGGAGUUACUGUUUAAGUAGAAGAUUUAAUCACAUUUCCCCACAGUCAGUCACACCCAUCCUGAGGAUGCAGAGGGUAACAUGAGAGUGGCAGAUGGCAAGCACAAAGCAACAACUAAAUCUCAUGUAGCCAGAUAUCACCAUGCUGUGAUGAAAGCUAAGCCCAGAUGUGACUAUUCUUCACUGCCAACCCAAGCACAGUAAGCUCACAACACUGAGCCAAACACUGUUUCAGAGGUCAAAAGUUCAAUUGUUACAGUAGCUAAAGAAAGACACUUCAUCAUCAGCUUCUUAUCAUUAUCAUAAUAAGAGGAUUACCCCUGAGCUCCUGGACCUCCAAUCACAGUCUGAUGAUGAGUCUUUAAGACGACUGUCACACCACCUCCAGGAUCCCUGUUGAAGUGUAAAGAGAAGAAGGCCUCCUUCCUCAGUGGCUAUUCAUAGUCUCAAUAAAUGUUAUGGACCAUUAUGGACAUAUGGACUACUUAUACAUUUAAUAGGAUUUAUUUUAUCUCAGAGUGUUGAUAUUUUAACAAAGUUCAGUUAUUACUAGACUGUUCACCACAACUAUGCUACAUUUUAAUUAAACUGAAAGAAUUCUGAUUGAAUUGAUUUUAAUUUCAAACUUCAGGACAAUAAAAACUAGAAAACACAAAAGGAAAAGUAUCAGUCAAGGUUUUUUAGUCAUGCAGUGACUUCACUGGAACUCUUUAAACCACAUAGUGUAUGAAUGAGUAAGGGUCCCCCAGGCAACACCAAGGGUCCAUCAUACCUUUACUUUAUAGCCCCCAGGAGUAGAAUACGCCUUCAAAUUUGGAAUCAUCUGCUGUUGUUUUUACUGUGUUGAAAAGCUCAAUUAUGUUUUGUUUUUGUUUUGUUUUUGUUUUCUGAAAAUGUGCUGGCACUACUUGCACCAUUCAAGUGUCUCUACUCUGACCUUUUAUUAGGGGGGCUUCAACAAAAUGUUAUGGGAAAUGUGUCUUUGUUUUCUGAUAAUCUUUGUCUGGUGUUCCCCAGGGUCUGAUUCUAGGUCCCUUACUCUUCUCUAUCCAUAUGCUUCCUUUUAGUUAUAUAAUUUGCAGACACAAUAUAUCCUUAUAUAAAAUCCAUCAGCCUAACCACCGUCAAAGAUUGUCCUUCAGGGUAGAAUGUCCCAACAUUCCCUCCUGCUUAAUGGCAAAGUGAGUUUGUAAGAUUUGGCCCUCCCAUUUCUAGUGAUCAGAUGCAGCCUCACUUUGGUAGUCUCUCUUCAGCCUCCUGCAAGAAACCAGCAAGGAAUGAUAUGUGAUGCGAACACCGUUUUAAUGAUCAAAUUAUUAAAGCUGUAGCCUCCUCUGCCUUAACUCAAGAUGAAGUGACAACAUCAUAUUGUAAAGAAAUGUUUGCAAAUGUAACAGCCAUAAUCACCUUCAUAAUCACAUCCAUUAUUUAUGUUUUUUUCUUGUUGCAUUGUUUUGGCAACUCAUUGUAAGGCAAAGUUCUGUUGUUUUUACAUGAAUAACUUUUACCUAAAAUGUGACCUGUUAUUAACCCAAGGUUGCAAAUCACCAUGGAUUUACAUAUAGGUCUUUUACAAAUUAGUAGGCCUGUAUGAAUUACAUACUUGUAAAUGAAAAUGUUCUGGAUGCUCAGUCCUUGAAAUCAUUUAAUUGUUAUGAUUCAGCUUAUAGCAUAUUUAACAUAUUUGAACUGCAUAAUACAUUAAAGAUGUGACAACUCUGA